Molecule: messenger RNA, 783 nt
Organism: Lathyrus oleraceus (garden pea)
Lineage: Eukaryota; Viridiplantae; Streptophyta; Magnoliopsida; Fabales; Fabaceae
Exons: 1
Coding region: 1-783 (260 amino acids)
Source: RefSeq, a predicted model, not a curated record
AUGACAACUCCGGGAAGAAACACUUUCUCACUUAAGUACAAGGAACCUAAGCUUGACAGUCUUAAAGGAUUGAUCUAUGAUUUAAAUCUCAAUAAGCGUGAUGACUUCGGAAAAGACUACGGGAAAAUUUUGAGCCUUCUGACUAAGAAAGUUGACUAUGGGAUUAUCAGCUCUUUGGCACAAUAUUAUGAUUUGCCUCUACGUUGCUUCACAUUUGUUGAUUUCCAACUAGCUCCUACUUUGGAAGAAGUUGAGAGAACUGUGAGUCUAAAGUUGAAAGAUUUCAAUCCAUUUCUAAAGCUUGAAGAGGAAGUGGACCCAAAGAAGAUAGCCUUAGCCCUAAGUAUCAAUGUCCCAACUGUUCUGGCCAAUUGGGUCGGGAAGGGGGGGGGGGGGUUCAAAGUUUUUUCCAUGGGGUUCUUGGAAGAAUUAGCUCUGAAGUUCAAGAAAGAAGGAAAUUGGAAGGCAUUUUAUGUUAUGUUGGCUCUAUUGAUAAAUGGGAUUGUGCUCUUCCCAAACAUUGAAAAGUUUGUGGAUCAUGUAGCCAUAAAAGUCUUUCUCUCCAGCAAUCAUGUACCAUUUCUCUUAGUUGACAUUUACCAUGCCCUUCACGCUCGACAUGAAAAGAGUGGUGGAACUUUUUUAUGUUGUGCUCCUUUGCUUUAUACUUGGUUCAUGCAACAUAUGCCCGAAAAAUGGCCUUUUGUGGCGAAAGAACUUAAAUAUCCUCAAAGACUAGCUUCUCUCACUGCAAGUUCCAUCAGAUGGUAUAUCAGAGAGUAG